UCCCUUGCCGACGCUGAGAGAAAUUGUUUGGGUUUACGGUGACUAAUUCCCUUUUCUCGCCUUAAACUGUGACACCGGCCCAUGAAUAACCACCCAUCAUAUUCUUAGGUUGUGGACUGUGGUGGCAGGAUGGGUGAGGAUCUGCUAUCUCUCAAGUGGAAUAAUCACAAGCCGGCAUUCUUUCAUCUUCUUCGAGUGUUGAGGGAGAAGGGUUGUUAUACAGAUGUAACUCUGGCGUGUGGGUCCAAGUUCUUCGCCGUUCACCGUCUGGUGUUGAUGGCGUGUAGUGACUUCUUCAGUGAGGUGUUUGACCACACACAGUGCCAGAAGCCGGUCAUUGUGUUGAAGGACAUCAAGAGUCAUGAGCUGGAGGCCCUGUUGGACUACAUGUACCUGGGGGAGGUGGACGUGCAGCAGGCCGACUUGCCCGGCCUCAUAAAGGCCGCCGAGUGUCUCAGGAUCAAGGGUCUCGCCGUCCCGGACGAGGACCCCGCGCAACUCGCGAGGGUCGAGCCGCCGACCGGGGGAGAGCGGCCGGCCAAGCGCCGCAGACAGGAGAGGGAGACGAGAGAGAGCGACAGAGGAGGGACGAGGUCUCACUCGGCGCAGGACAGGACGCCUCACGGUGCGCCGGCCGACGACGCGGCGCAGUACGCCCUCCACGGGCCGGAGGUCGUGCAGGGGGACGGGGAGGACGAGGCCGGCUGCGGCAAGUGCGCAGUGCCCCAGGCCGACGACGAGUCCCCUCACCCGGCCGUCCACGAGGCCGUCCAGCGCGCGGACGGCCUCCACCUCCAGCAGGAGACGGAGCCGUCCGGGAGGCUGCACGAGGCUCGCCUGCACCACGACCCCCGCACCCAACAGGAGGCCAGGCUACAGCACGAGCCACAGGACCAACAAGUGUAUACACAAACUGCCCCAGAAAUCAAAACAGAACAUUGCGAAAUAAAUGAAGAUAUAGAUAACGGAGGAUUAAAAAGUGAAAUAACGGAGAUACGCGGAGACCCGAUGAACGAGGCCUCUGCGGGGGGAGAGUUCUCCCACUUCUUGUCCGUAGAAGAAAACCUCGCACACCACAUGUUCCAACAGGCACACCAAGCGGGGCCUUCAGGACUACACAGAGCUGUGGGUCGUGAGGGCACUACAGACAUGGGUGGUGAUGAUGGUAAUCGUGGUGGUGGUGUUGGAGGCAGCAUGUACCCCACUCACCUCUUGGGGGACGUGGCCCCCGAGGGAGCGUCGACUCUCGCCAACCAAUCGGGUGUGGCGUUGACCGAGGGACCGGUCAUACGGGACGAACAGGGGCGCCUGUGCUACCGCUGCGUCUACUGUCCUCGCAUAGACUCCGACAAGAGCAAGUGGCGGCGUCAUCUACGAACACACACGGGGGAAAAACCUUACCAGUGUACUAAGUGUCCUUACCGAGCCACCACCAAACACGCCGUCGUCCGCCACGACAAGUUCAGACAUUCUGUGGAGGGCGUCGCACUCUAGUGCACUCAAUACUGGGUGAAUACAUCCUAGCUUAUGAGGGCGUCGCACCCUUCCCUACCACGCACUCUAUACUGGGUGAAUACAAGGAUUAUCCUAACUUAAGAGGGCGUCGCACUCUAUGCCCACGCACCCCUCCUUACCACGCACUUCACACCACAAUACAAAUGGUUAUGCCAACUUAACAUUUAUUAUGUGACAAAAGCUAACAUGCAGGACAAGAUCUGCAAGUAAAUAUUUAUUAACGGCAAAUUUUGUCCCUGAUAUCGAUUGUUUAGUUUUAUGGAUGUAAGGUCAAGCGAGGUCGUUGUAUAGUUGCCUCGUUAACUACAUCUGAUGCCCUUGGGCCGAUGUCAGAAAUACAGUUUUAUUUAUUCACUAAUGUAGCAACUUUGUACAAUGUGCAGGUUAGGUUAGAGUUAGAUUACUGUUAGGUUAGAUGAGGUUUGGAUAGGAUAGGUCAGGAUAGGUCAGGUUAGGAUAGGUCAGGAUAGGUCAGGUCAGGUUAGGUUAGGUAAGCUUUUAUGUACAAUAAACCAGCCAAUUGCUUCUCUGUUGAUUUUUUUGGGAUAAAUGUUAACAAUUGGGAUGAUCAUUGGUUAAUAUCGUGGUGUGUUAUUAUUUAUUGUAUUGAUAAGUGAGAUUGUCUGCAGUGUCAGAUGAAUAAAACUGUUAGGUGGAUGAAUUCAUGGUGAAAAGCUUUGUCAGAUGGAUAAAGUUGUAUGCUGAAUAACCUUUUGGGGUGAAGAGAACUUAUGAUGGAUAAAUUUGUGCAGUGAAUAACUUAAGAGGUGGAUAGAGCCGUACGAUGGAUAGAUUGGCACGGUGAAUAACUUAGGAGGUGGAUAGAUUGGCACGGUGAAUAACUUAGGAGGUGGAUAGAUUGGCACGGUGAAUAACUUAGGAGGUGGAUAGAUUGGCACGGUGAAUAACUUAGGAGGUGGAUAGAUUGGCACGGUGAAUAACUUAGGAGGUGGAUAGAUUGGCACGGUGAAUAACUUAGGAGGUGGAUAGAUUGGCACGGUGAAUAACUUAGUGAGAGACCUGGUUGAAUGAGGCGCUCUGGUGGAAAAUGAUAUCAGUGAUUUGUGUUGUUGUGUUAAGCAUUAUCAAAAAUUUAAUGUCUUUAUUUUUUUUCUGUUUUCUCUCCUCCUAUUCCUCCCUCCCU
Messenger RNA from Homarus americanus (American lobster), 2659 nucleotides. Its product is annotated as longitudinals lacking protein-like. The transcript is spliced from 5 exons. Gene Ontology annotation, molecular function: protein binding. Gene Ontology annotation, cellular component: nucleus. The coding region runs from base 130 to 1494 and encodes 454 amino acids. The record is from RefSeq and is a predicted model, not a curated record. Lineage: Eukaryota; Metazoa; Arthropoda; Malacostraca; Decapoda; Nephropidae. Gene Ontology annotation, biological process: regulation of transcription by RNA polymerase II.